Colletotrichum karsti is the source of this 1506-nucleotide messenger RNA. Its product is annotated as homogentisate 1, 2-dioxygenase. Lineage: Eukaryota; Fungi; Ascomycota; Sordariomycetes; Glomerellales; Glomerellaceae. The transcript has a single exon. Bases 1 to 1506 code for a protein of 501 amino acids. Gene Ontology annotation, biological process: L-phenylalanine catabolic process. The record is from RefSeq and is a predicted model, not a curated record. Gene Ontology annotation, cellular component: cytoplasm. Gene Ontology annotation, molecular function: homogentisate 1,2-dioxygenase activity.
AUGGUCGGGGCCACUGCCGCCACGGCCUUCUCGACGGGGCCGAAUGACUCGGAUCCUCACCGGUACCAAACCGGGUUCGGAAAUCGGUUUUGCUCAGAGGCGGUCCCCGGGACGCUGCCCGCUGGCGGGAAUGCCCCUCAGAGGUGCAAAUUCGACCUCUAUUCGGAGCAGCUCAACGGCUCCUCCUUCAUCAGUUCUCGCGCGACACUGCAACAUGUUUGGAUGUACCGCAUAUGGCCCUCUGUUGCACAUCGAGAGGUUGUCCCCGCGCCAGAGCUCAACCCCCUGUUACAGGCAUGCUUCUCGCCCCUCAACAAUAAAGUGAAGUAUGUCGCGGCCCAGCAGGUCUGGGAUCCAUUCUGCAUGCCUGGCGGGGAACCCCUUGAUGAACGAGCGCAGGAUUUUGUCGAAGGAUUGCGGACCAUAGGUGGUCAGGGUGAUCCGACGCUGAGGGAAGGAAUUGCGGUACACAUCUAUACUGCCUCGAGGUCCAUGAGCAACAGAGCAUUCUGUAACAACGAUGGGGACUUUCUUAUCUUACCUCAGCAGGGCAGGCUCAAUAUCCAGACCGAACUGGGCUGGUUGAUGAUUCGGCCCGGCGAGCUAGUUGUUAUUCAAGCGGGUCUUCGGUUCCGGGUUCUUCUCCCCGACGGCCCGAGUCGUGGUUACAUCCAAGAGGUCUUCGGCACGCACUACGAGCUUCCAGAACUCGGCCCCAUUGGGUCCAACGGUAUGGCCUUGCCACAAGACUUUGAGAGCCCAGUAGCGUCCUUCGACGUCGACACCUCCGAUUGGGAAAUAGUGUACAAGUUGGCGGGAUCGUUACACGUCUGUCGACAGGGCCACACACCAUUUGACGUUGUCGCUUGGAGAGGAAAUCUCGUGCCGUACAAAUACGCGACAGAGAAGUUCAUCAACGUGGCCAACGUGAAUCACGACCAGGCCGACCCGACGGUGUACUGCGUCCUCACAGCCAAGUCGAAGGUUGCGGGCGUGUCGCUGACGGACAUCCUCGUCUUUACGCCCAAGUGGAUACCCACAUCCAACACCUUCAGACCCCCGUACUACCACCGCAACAUGUCCACAGAGAUGAUGGGUUUGUUGUAUGGGAAGUACGGCGGCAGCAGUCACGUCCUUGAGCCGGGCGGUCUCAGCUACGAAGGGAGCUACAUGCCCCAUGGUGAGACGUAUGAGACCUGGCAGCAAGCCACGACCAAGGAGUUGAAGCCUGACCUGAUAUGCGAGAAUACCGUGGCCUUCAUGUUCCACAUCAGUGUGCCGGUCAUGCUGAGUGAGUGGGCGACUGAGGGCGAGGGGUCGAGAAGUCUCCAUCCGUCGAAGGACUUGUGGGACGGUGCUAAGGCUCACUUCCUUGACCACCUAGAUGAGGUUGAUGGUGUGUUGGUAAAAGCAGGUUUGCCGGACUUAGGGAGGAAAAGGCCGAAUGGAAAGGUGAAUGGAUUUGUUAAUGGCGUUCGGCAUACUUUGAAUGGGUUUCGAGGCUAG